Messenger RNA from Acanthoscelides obtectus, 300 nucleotides. The record is from the annotation of a GenBank genome assembly. Lineage: Eukaryota; Metazoa; Arthropoda; Insecta; Coleoptera; Chrysomelidae.
CAUACACGUGCUCGCACUAACCUCUCACCUGACACCAAUGGAACGAUAACAGAGUGGUACUUUUGGCGAUAUCAUCUUCCAAAGUGACUGGUACCGUUCAACCCCUGAAGCUCGCAAAUAUUUAUGCUUCAUGAUUCUACGAUCACAAAGACCUCUAAAACUCAAGGCUGCAUUCAUAUGCGAUAUAUCACUUGAAACCUUCGUUUCUAUCAUAAAGACGGCAUAUUCCUAUUUCACUCUUUUACUAUAUAUAGCAAACUAAGAUCUUAUGUUGUAUGGCAAUAUGAUUUGUAAACUGAU